GCAGCACACAUGCGCUGAGCUGGCAGAGCCGCCGUCAGUCCGCGCUGAUCCUCCGCCCGCUGCGCCCGAGGAGAGGAGAGGAGACUCGGACAGGCUCGCGUCCGGGGUGCUGGAGACCCACCUCACCCAACACUGUCUCCACGGACAUUAUUGAAGCCCUAAGACUGGACACGACCGCAAACACGACACGGAGACACCAUCCGGACACGAAGCUGAAAAGGGGACGUCUCCUCUCCAUCGCCUUUUUAUUUUUUAUUUGCGCACGACCACCCAUUAAAACCCCCUCUGGACCGGCAAGCGAUGCACCUUGAUGCCAAGACGACGAUCACUGCGAUCAAUGUGUGUGGUUUUUGUUUUGUUUUGUUUUAGUGCUUAAUUGUUAAUCGAGAGGGACACAACGGACACUGUUCUCGGUGUUGACACAUGCAUUAAACGGGUUUCACUGGUUCAAGAGGAGACCUUCAUGGCCUGAAACUGACAGAAACUGAUCAACCGCAUUUACUGGGCUUUUCUUUGGGUAGUUUUGUGCUUUUUUGCAACACUGUCAUGCGUGUCCAGACAACAGUCUGAUGCUUUCAGACGGCGCUAGAUUAUUAUUCAGCCACUGGUGACAGUGCCCUACAGGUCCUUCUGCAUAAUCUGCUGGGCCCUUCCUUAAACAAGAAAAAACUGAGUCGUUAUUUUGCAAUCCCAAGGAAUUGGAGCAAACAGUCCCCCUGGAAAGUUUAAGGUGGAGACCAGCGUUCGGCUAUCAGAUAUAUCCAGGAGGUUCCACUGAAGGCUGCCGGCUCUGGACCGCAUGCUGUCAUGCUGUCCUUAGACGAGCCACUGGACCUGAAGGUGCCGAGGGGGUGGAUCAGUGGGCGGGACAGAGGCGCCAGGUCACCGCCUACUCUCAGUUCCUCUCCAAUCCACGGCAAGGGGGCGGGGCAGCUGCGAAUGGCAGACGACGGCACUGCAGUCAUCGUUCCAGCGUCCCCUGCAUCGCCACACACAGGUGUCUUACGGAGUAACUUGGAGACCCCCACACCACCGGCUGUGGACCUCAGCCUGUCCCCGUCCUCCCGAAACACUGCCUGCUCCCCAGAGCUCUCCAACGGCAGUGGAUCAGCUCCUGUUUUCCCCGGGGACUCAGCUCAUAUCCGCUAUGUUGAAGGAGGAGCCACAUCUCAAGCAUUCCAGUUCUUUGUGCCCAUCGGAGCAGGAGGAGGCCUUCACCUGCCCUCGUCCAUGUUUAUUCGGCAGCCUAAAGACACCAGAGCUUCUCCAGAUCUUUCCGCAGAUGAACAGCUGGCCUGUCGCUGGAGGAAGUGCCACCUACUUUUCGACUCCUUGCAAGACCUGGUGGAUCAUGUCAACGACUUCCAUGUGAAGCCAGAGAAGGAUUCUGGCUACUGUUGCCACUGGGAAGGGUGUGCACGCAAAGGACGGGGGUUUAAUGCCAGGUACAAGAUGCUGAUUCACAUCCGUACUCACACCAAUGAGAAACCUCACCGCUGUCCCACCUGCAAUAAGAGCUUCUCCCGACUGGAAAACCUCAAGAUUCACAACCGCUCACACACAGGUGAGAAGCCCUACAUCUGCCCUUACGAAGGCUGCAAUAAACGCUACUCCAAUUCCAGCGACCGGUUCAAACACACACGCACGCACUAUGUGGACAAGCCCUACUACUGCAAGAUGGUGGGAUGCUUGAAACGCUACACGGACCCCAGCUCCCUGAGGAAGCAUAUCAAGGCUCAUGGGCACUUUGUAGCCCAGGAGCAGGGAGGUGGGGUGGGCUCGUUGAUAAAGCAGAGCCAGAUUGCUGGGGUGGGGAAAGAUUCGGAGCUGACUUAUGUCAGCGGGGCUCACAUCAUCAUUCCUAGUGCUGCCGCUGCUCUCCUUGGUGGUCACGCUCUGCAGGGUCUCGGAGGCUCCCUCCCGCUGUCCCCCCUCAGUCCCCGCCCCUUGGACUUGAGCACACUUGGCUGCCCAAACUCCCCUACUGCUGGGCUUGGAGGGACACCUAUUCUGUCCUUCAGCAGUUCCCCUCUAGGCCUGACCAAGUCACCUUUGCUGUCUCCUUCCUUUUCAUCUUCCACGCUUGGGUUACCCAUGCUGCCCAUCCUGGGCUCUGAGCGCAGGGACCAUGGCAAGGGCAAGAUCAGAGGAGAGGAGGGCGAGGAUGAGAUCCACGGUGGUGUACUCAACCUGUCUACGGGAGCAUCCCACGACCCCCUGUCUUGGGUGGUCAUCCCCUCUGGCCCAGUUGUGCUGAAGCCAGCUGUGGUCAACUGAGCACCACAUUCCAGAGGAAUGGCAGGGGAAGUGCGGGGGGAGAAUAGGAGUCAGAGGUCAGAGGCAAGCCUGUGGGGGGUUUCACAAAGCAUUUGCAGUUCUGCUUGGAAGUGACACCAUGUUCUUCAGACACACACUACUACCUAUUUCUUCUGGUAAUAGCUAUGGGUUUUAAAAAGAAAAUAAUUAGCUUAAACAUCAGAAAUAGGCUAAACGUUAGCUUCCAUUACAUUUUUAUUCUUUCUGGCUUAUGCUAUUACCAGGGGUGCUUAAUCCUGCUCCUAGAGGGUCACCUUUCUGCAGAAAUUAUUUCUAGGUUGCUACAAUACAACUUCUUGGUUGUUCAGGUAAUCAUGAAGAUCUUGAUUCAAGUAUUUUUAGUUAGGCUUGUGGCUAAACCAAGGUAGGCCACUGUCCUGUGUUACAUUUAGUUCUAACUGCAACUAAGGACAACUAAACAAGCCAAUUAACAUCUUCAAGAUUGGGAAAGUCAUGUUAGUUCGAUCAGGCAUAGAACUAAACUCUGCAGGACCUUGAUGUUCAGAGUUACCCAUCCCCGGUCUUUGUUGAAAGGUGUCCCUCCAGAAGCAGAACUGGAUGUCAUAAGUACAGCUUACUUUUCUGUUUAAAUUAGCACACUGCCACAAUGUCAGACUUAUGAAUUUGUGCCCUUACAUCAAGAGACCAUUUCUGUGUAUUUAUGCGUAAGAGAAACUCUUUGCGUCAGUGUACAACACACUAAAGAGACAACCAUAUGCUAUUAUUCUUAAGCAAUUGAUCUUCAAGCCAUUCCGUGCAUUACAACAAAAGUGUAACAAGCUAGAGAUCUUCGAGCCUUUAGGUCAGGUUAGGUUUGCAAGUGCAAGCUUAAGUUGUAGAUUAGGCAAGAGAAUCUUGUUUGCAUGCUGACAAUCAGCAUUUGGUGUACCCGUCAGAACAGUCCUGCUCCUGAAAUCCCACUUUCCUACAGUGUUUAGCACCUAGUCAUCUGACUACCUUGUGGUGAUCAUGAAUAUCUUGAGUAGCAAGUUUAGAUGUUUAAUUAGGGCAAGAGCUAAACUCUUUGACUUAGCCCUUCAGGAGUACAAUUAAACACCCCUGUUUCAGACCUUUCCCACCUAAGUCAGCAGGUACCCUUUGCAUACCUUGCAAGUGAAACUCUUUAGCUUCAAUGCUAUUGGAACCUAAAUGACAAACCUUGCAUUUGCUGCUAGCUGUAUAACUGCAAUGUAAGCAUACACAUUUGAAUAAAACUAGUUAAAGUAUGAAUGACAAUCUGUCCUCAGAAGGGGAGGAAAUAGAAACCUUGACUAGCUCUGUUUUGUUAAAUAGAUUUACAGACACAAAACUCAGACUGGCUGAGUUUUAAGUCACACAAGGGCACAAACCCACCUAGCGGUCAUGCUAACAUCCCAUGGCACAUGGCACUGUUGUAAAUAGUGCCAUCUUCUGGUCAUCAGUUGUACUGUACAUGACUAGCUGCACCAAGGGCAACAUUUAACAGUAUUGUCCUGCUUUGCAGCAUACUAGCAUUGCAGGAUAAAACAAGAAACCUUUGGUUCUUGCAAAAUAGCGAACUUUUAAAUAACCAUUAUCUAUCACCUAUAAUUUGGUAUGACAAUUUUGCUUUCAUAGUUUAUCCCACUGUGCUAAAAAUCUUAAGGUAUACCCAGAAACUGAAUUAGGGACUUUUUCAAGCACUAUUUAGUUGGCUGAAGGGUAAUGCUUUAAGAUCCACUGCAUCAAAGUCUGUUGUUCUCAGCAAUACUCCUGCUAACAUGAAGUUGCUGCAACACUCCAAAACUUUCCACUAAAGCCAUCAUACAUAGAUCGACCUGUCACAAUCAGGACCUCAGUCAGAUUAAAUCUCGUCUCCUGACCUCAGGCAAGUAACAGUCUCUGUCCUCUCAGGGGAACUCCUUCUGUAAGAGAGAUGAUAUAUGUAAAGCAUCCUUCAGAGAUUUUCAUUAUCCCACUAAUAGUUCAGCAUUUUUAACGGACAAGUGAAUGUAACGUAAAACAUUCCGACUGAAAUAUUCGCACUUGCCGAAAGCAUGAACCCCACCGUCCCCUCCAAACCAUUUUUACACUCAGAGUCUUAUUGCAUUUGUUUUAUUAUUUGUGAGAACUAUACAAUUGAUGCUGUUUUGUUUUUACGUUUUUAUUACUGACGAGACAUUUCCUGAUGUUGAAGUUGCUUUGUUUCUUCUAUCGCUACUCUAUGUUCAGCUUCCUCCAGCUAAUCAUUUGAAAGGAAAGCGGGAGAAAUGACACAAGAUUACUGCAGGAAUGAUUUGAGUUAGUAACCCUCACAUUUAGUCCAUAACCAUACCACAACACUAGAGGUUUACAUGCCGUAUCCCAGGGGUGACCAACCCUGUUCCUGGAGAUCUACUUUCUAACAUUACUCGUGUUGUCAAAAUACUACCAAUCGGUACUGCAUUUUUUAAGCCAUCCAUUUCCCGCUAACAGUGCAGGAAAAAUUCCCAUGCAUUCCUAAACACCGCUGAUUGCCCAUUGUGUUCAUGUCCUCAACAGAAAUUACUCUGAUUUGCUGUGAAAAGGGAAAUGAACGUUUCUAAAGUUUCAAUACUGAUUGGUAUCGAAAUUCCAGUAUGGUCACAACACUACUUCCAGCAGAUUUUAGUUGCAACCCAUAUCAAACACAGCUGCCUGUAAUUGUCAAGUGCUGUUCAGGGCCUAAUUAUUUGGUUCAGGUGUGUUUGGUCAGGGUUAGAGCUGAACUCUGCAGGAAGGUAGAUCUCCAGGAACGGGGUUCAGCACCACUGCUGUAAACAGUUCAGUUACGAUUAUCAUGAUUGAUUCAGUUCAAUUUGAUUUCGCCAUGGCUGCAGCCGGCAUGCCAUUGUACGGCAAUACAAAUUUCUUGAUUAUUACGCUGUAAUGAGAGAAUAGUUUACCGAAAGUCUUUGAUCUUUUUUGAACAAGAUGCUAUAAUCCAGGGGCGUAGCAACCGGCGGGAACGAUCACUUUUAAAGACACACCAUUUAGAAACAGUUGAUUAACAAUUUUUUGAACGUAAACUUUUGGAUCUCAAUCAGCCGUCCCCCCACUUUUAAAAUGUCUGCUACGCCUCUGCUAUAAUCUAAUCUAACUUGAUGAUCAAUUCUAACCUAAGCUAAACUAAAAGUGCUCCCACCAGACCCAGAGAUAGACUGAAUGGACUCAAAAAAAUUGUUAAAAAAAGUCCCUUUAAAGCAAGACAUGUCACUUCCUUUUGGCCAGUAUGCUCAGGCUUUGUGUUGAAUGGGGAAACUGCUUGCCUAGCUUACAAUUCAAUUUUAUUUAAGGAAUCACCAAAAAAAAUAAACAUUAACUGUGUCUUUGGUUUCAUUUCUAAUGCUGUGUUCACACAUUACGCGAAUAAAUACCCUGCGGUGUGUUUCACUUAAAAUAACUGGCGCGAUUUGAUUGUUUUGCGCAUUUAACGAGCCUAACUAUCGUACGAAUCGCUCGAGUUGGAAAAUCUGAACUUCAGUGGACAUUUGCGCCGCAUUAACCAAUCAUGAGCUUGGUCUUGUAUGAGUGCGAUUAUGACGUAGAAUGUGUCAAUUUCUGGUGUCGCGAGGAAAUAUUUUCUUGCUGAUACCAACAACAGCUUAUCAAACUGGGCUCGGUUCAGUCAGAAGCACCGCUGAAAGCCUUCAUCAUCCGGUUGUAGUUGCUGGAGGAAAGCUGAGUGCACCUCUGAAAGGAUCUAGUGGACCAAAACGAAUCUAUGCUAUUUUUCAGCCUUCCUAAAGCACAUAAACCACAGCUACUUACUCAAUAAAAUCCAUGUCAGCCAUUUAGCAAGGAAGCUAGAGUCACCAGGCAGACAUAAGCCCUGUUCAUGUUGCGAAUCUGCGUCUAUUGUGAAGUGAAUUUUACAUGCGAAUUAGAUGCGCGAAUGAAGUGAGUAAACUCAAAAUGUUCAAGCAUCUAUUUACGCGUGAAUAUCGCAAUUUAUCCGAUGGUGCUGCAUCUGGUGUGAACAUAGCAUUGAUAUUCGAAUCACUCAAAAUCUGCAGAAAUUCACCCCUAGGGGUCUCCAAACUCGGUCCUGAAGGGCCGGUGUCCUGCAAAGUUUAGUUCAAACCCAAUCCGACACACCUGGGAUAGCUAAUUAAGGUCUUAAUUACAUCUUGCGGGUGUGUUGAGGCAAGUUGGACCUAAAAUCUGCAAGACACCGGCCCUCCAGGAUUUUGUUUGGACACCACCUGGUCUAUAGUGAUCGAUGAUUGGCUUCUGUAGUAGGCUUCAAUCACCAUGUUGACCGUAGCAUUUUUCCCCAUUCAAUAAUAUCCGAGUGACACUUCUGGUGUAUUCUAGAGUCCUUGGUAAAACUCAAGUUUAACUCUUUAGGGAAGAUGUGAAAUGAGUGUUCCUUUAAGUCCACAGCCGCUAGCAUGUGCUUGCUAGUGAGCCUCAUGAUCAGGGGAGUGAGGUUUACUCAAACAAAACCUUUUUUUAGCUAGCCUCAGGGACAUAAAGGACAUGAGUAUGAGAUCCCCAGUGAGACAUCCAACUGAUCCUGACAAGAACCAAAAAGCCAAACAAUUACGGUCAGGAAGUGGAGAAACUGUGUGCUAACGCUAACCUCUGUUCGCACUAACAGAAAAACCACUGCCACUGUCCAUGUCUUGAUCAUGCGCCAAGCUUCAAAACUAGGCCACUGCCCCUUCAAUGCCCCCAGAUUAGCAUUACGUAUUCAGUUAAAGCCAAGAAAGGUUGACCCGCUGUGCUAAUAUAAAGCCUUUUAGGAGUGUUGAGAGGUAACCUGCAAACACGUAAGUGCUGUGCAGGUAAACCUCACUCCUCUGACCUCUAAAGGUGCUCUAGCGACAGACGCUAGAGGCCAUGGUCUUUAUCCUCCUUGUUAGAGCAACCGACUCCCAUGCGGAAGGUCGCCAGUUCGGUCCCAGCUCGGAGCGGGUUGGGCGGUGUAGGACUAGUGGGGUUACAUUGGUGCCGUGACCCGGAUGGAAAUGAGGUUUAGGGAGGUAAGUGUAACGGAGGCUAGCUAGUAAGUUCUGUGCAGGUAAACCUCACUCCUCUGACCUCUAAAGGUGCUCUAGCGAAAGACACUAGAGGCCAUGGUCUUUAGCCUCCUUGCCAGAGCACCUGACUCCCAUACGGAAGGUCGCCGGUUCGAUACCAGCUCGGAGCGGGUUGGGUGGCGUAGGACUGGCAGGGUUACACGUGCAUUGAUCAAACACAAUCACCACAGGUUCGACAGAGGGAUUUACUGGAAAUGCGGUUUAAAAAGUUGCGAAUAUCUUGUCACCUUCCCUUACUCGUAUCGAUGGCUGGAGAAAGCUGAAUCUGACACAGACCUGUCAAGGUCUACAUCAAUGUUCAAUAUCAAAUAAGCUGUUUAAACCUUUAACCCUUUGAGCACUCUAGAGAAGGCCACAGUUUCACAUACUGCAGGAGACCAUGUGAUGAUGUAAAAAUAGCGGUGCUUUUAUCAAUGAUCCCAAUUUACUGCCGCUCUACAUGAGACUUAAGCAAUAAUAUCAAUGGUAUGAUGUCAUAUAUAAAAAAUAUAUAAAUAUACGGUACAUGAAUUAAGUGAUCAAGUUAAAUUAAAAUAAAUGAGCUCCCGCAUAAAGACAACUUUUGGUUCCCAAGAGAAGCUAACAAUCGGAUAAUUCUUGAGGUGGCACAGAGAUGCACAAAGGGUUAACAAAGGACUAUGGCCUAAUAAGGCCAGCAUUGGUUUUAUUUUUUCCUUUUUUGCACAUUUGAGAUAUUUUAAUAUCAGUAUUUUCAUUUUUUUUUCCAAGUGCCUUUUAUUAUAGUUGAAAUGUAGAUGUAAUACAGUAUAUGAAAAUAAAUAUAUAUGUAUAAAAAAAAUAAAAUAUAUAUAUUUUUUCCCAGCGUCAUGUUCUAACGCUGAACAUGCAGGAUUUUAGAGCUGUAAAAGUCUCCAGUUGGUACAACAUAGGUGUGUGAUCUCCUGUUUUAGAGGAAUUUUAUUACGAUAUUGAUAAGGACGUCAAUGAAAAAUAAACGAAACAAAUGUUUAAUAAAUUUGCAUUUGAUACA
Molecule: messenger RNA, 8328 nt
Organism: Danio rerio (zebrafish)
Lineage: Eukaryota; Metazoa; Chordata; Actinopteri; Cypriniformes; Danionidae
Source: RefSeq, a predicted model, not a curated record